Messenger RNA from Hemibagrus wyckioides, 4880 nucleotides. RefSeq names its product smoothelin b (gene smtnb). Gene Ontology annotation, biological process: actin cytoskeleton organization. Gene Ontology annotation, cellular component: microtubule organizing center; filamentous actin. The transcript is spliced from 20 exons. Bases 471 to 3194 code for a protein of 907 amino acids. NCBI's taxonomy places the organism in Eukaryota, Metazoa, Chordata, Actinopteri, Siluriformes, Bagridae. The record is from RefSeq and is a predicted model, not a curated record. Gene Ontology annotation, molecular function: protein binding.
UUCAGUUGUUUCACAGGGACUGCAGUGUGAACGCACUGACUUAUAUAACGAUAGUACUUUUAUUCUCACUUUCUUUUCCGCAAAUCUCGCGUGGACUCGUUUUUAUUGUAGUUUGAAAGAAAAUAGAUCUGUAAUAGACCUCCUCUUUUGUUCCGGACACUUUUAUUCAUCCGGAUCUUUAUGCAGGUGGGAUUGUUGUGAACUGGAUCCAGUUUAUUUCAGCAGGAUUCACACCAAAGCAACAAGGACCAGUAUACUGGUGAUAAACUGGACUAGAUCUGGGGUUAGUUUAUACAGUUAACCGGCAUCUGUCUGAAGAACAUGUUGGAUUUUCUGCCUUUAUUCUCCUGUAGUAUGAGAGUUUUUCACAUCCUGGGAAACCUGUAGACUGGUGAAGCUUUGCUCAGACUCACAGCAGAAGAAAGCUGUAGAAAGGUUUAUUUUAGGUUGUUUUAGUGUGAAUUGUCACAAUGACUGAUCACAGAUACUCCAGUUUGGAUGAAACGUCACUUCAGACACUGCUGGACACCACUGUGGACAUCACCGAGCGCAGACUCAUCCGCUCAGCUAUCCGAGAGCUGCGGCACCGCGAGAUUGAAGACCUGGAGGCUGCCCUGACCAACAAGAGAUUCCGACGCGCCCCGGAGCACAGACAUGACGAUAAAGAAAAUCAGCAUCGGCCUGACUUGGCAGCAUCCUUGGACGCACUUUCUCGGAAGCUUCAGGACAUUCAGGACAUCGAUGUGCUCUCUGUGAUGUUGCGUAGUAGCAAAGAGUACGAAGAGAGGAAACUCAUCCGUGCCGCCAUCCGCAGACUGAGAGAUCAGGAGAUUGAAGCAGGUGCACUAGAGAAGGUUCAUUUAACUGGGCAGCAGAUGGAGAAGCAACAAAAGCCUCAAAGAAGCUUGGAGUUGGAGGACACACCAAAGGAAACCGUGGACAAGUCUGACCGGAUCGAGAAACUCCACUACAGCCAAGCACAGAGCAAAGAGGCCCCUAGAACAGGCUGUAACUCUGACAUGGUGUUGGUGUUGGACCCACUCCAGGAGAAGGUGUCCUGCCCUCUGACCACCUGCUCCGAGCUCGACUGUCCACCCUCCGAUGUCAUUCCUCGGUACCGGACCCAUUCCAAUUCUAGCGCUUCAGCGCGGAGUCCCGGCUCCCACAAUUGCUCCAGAGUGUGCACGUCGGAGCAAGUGGACGAGGGACCUGGCGGAUCCUCAUCAAGCACCGACACGGAGUCUGACGCUCAGGAGAAGAUCACAGAGCCAUGUUCUUCUACAAGCAACGGCAUAGACGCCCCUGAAGACACCUCAAUCUCCUCCAUACAGCGACGACGUGCCAUUAAAAAGCCAUCUGAAGACAGCGUGCUGAAGCAGAAGGACACGUCCAGCACAAACACUUCACUGUUUCCUGUGAGAAACGAUGCAGCAUUCGCGUCGUGCUAUCCAUCAUUCAGCCGAGGAGGUUCAGUCCGUGACCGAGUGCGCAAGUUUACAGAACCUGCAGAAGUUUCCACCGAGAAGAGGAAUGUGCAGAGAAGCGUCCACAGGGGAACCUUCACCUCUAACCCAGCACACUCCGAGCCCGAAGAUCACGCUCAGGACUUCUCUUCAUCCCUUCCUUCCUUCUCAGACAGCGGGGUGAACCUCGACCAAUCAGAGCAUGCAGUGGGCGGGCCUCAGGGCACUAGUGAAAAUGUCAGGAGUGCUUGUUGCAGCUCAGAAGAGGGAGAGACUCCCAGGGGAACUGCAUCUUCAGACACACAGGAAGUCCAGGGAGAUCCUCAUUCCAACAUGAAGGCCUUCCUGACCAUCGAGAUCAAAGAUGGGAGAACCUUGGCGACUCAGACGUCUUCGUCAUCAUCAUCCACGUCCAUUUCCGGAGCCAUGCCACGAAUCCACACGAGCUCUGCUGCACAGAGAACAGAGCUGACUCUUGGUCUGAGAGCAACACCAUUCAAGCUCACAGGCUCCACAGGAUCCUCCCUCAAGAUGGAAACAGAGCCUGUGUUUUCUAUCGAACCUGCUCUCCAGACCGCCAGCGAGGCUCCACUGGUCCAGAACGGCUCCUCAGCAUCCCAGCUGCAAACAGACACAGACAGCGUCACGGGCAGCACUGGUACUCUCACCGCCGAACAGCUCGAGGCCAUAGAGGAUGAGGAGAUCCUGGACAAAAUGCUUGAUGACUCCAAAGAUUUUGAGGAGAGAAAAAUGAUUAGAGCAGCCAUGAGAGAGCUCCGCAAGAAAAAGAGAGAGGCCAGGUUGGGAUGUUCGCAGGAGGAGCUCGACCAAAGGGAGAAGGAGAGGGAUCUGCGUCUGCAGGAGCUAAGGCAACAGAGAGAGGAGCGAGGUCAGAAGAAUCGUCCAGGCGCAGGAGAUUUGGUGGUGAAGAAGAUCGAGAAGUCAGCCGAUGGUUCUACCAUCAGUGAGAUUACAAAGACUAACCGCUUCGCUCAGUCAGAUGACGGCAGCAGGAUGACCCGCAGCACCAUGAUGGAAACCUCUUACACACAGAAGUUUGACAGAGGAACCAUGCAGUCAAAGUCCUUCAGCUACUCCUCAUGUUCCUCCAGUACAAACAAGAAGAUCGGAAGCGUGUUCGAUCGUGAGGAUGACACCUCACGUAGUGGAGGCGGCUUAGCGGCGCUGGAGCGCAGACAAGCGGAGCGUAAGAAGGAAAUCAUGAGGGCUCAGACGAUGCCUAAAACCUCCGCCUCACAGGCUCGGAAAGCCAUGAUCGAGAAGCUCGAGAAGGAAGGCGGCGGCAGCAACUCGCCAGUUGCACAGGUGAAAGUCCAGCGCUCCACCAGCUUCGGUGUCCCCAACGCUAACUCCAUUAAACAGAUGCUGCUGGACUGGUGCAGAGCCAAGACCCGCGGCUAUGAAAACGUGGAUAUUCAGAACUUCUCCUCCAGCUGGAGUGAUGGCAUGGCCUUCUGUGCUCUGGUGCACAACUUCUUCCCGGAUGCUUUUGACUAUUCCACCCUCAGCCCUAGCAAUCGCAGGCAGAACUUUGAGGUGGCCUUUAAAACAGCAGAGGCCUUUGCUAACUGCAUGCCCCUGUUGGAAGUGGAGGACAUGAUGAUAAUGGGUAAGAAGCCUGACUCCAAGUGCGUCUUCACCUACGUGCAGUCGCUGGUCAAUCAUCUGCGCAGAUACGAGCUGACCUGUCGAGCACACUUGGAUCACUGAGCGUUGUCUCACGCCCCCAACUCCGACACCACCACUUUCUUUUCUUUUCUUUUUUUUUUGGAUAAAACAUGAAAUGUUUGCUCUCAUUUCCUCUGAUGGACCUUUCACCUGCAACAAACCAAAGGUUCAAAUAUCGCACAAGGUCGAGGGAAAAAAAAAAUGCUAUAAUGAUGAUUAAAAAACAUGUUUUGGCAAGAAGAUAGAAAAAAAGAUUUCUUUAGAAUCCCUGAAACACCAUGAUGUCCUGAUUCCUGGUUGAUUUCUACCCCUGUGGCAUGCAGCGAGUGUAUCUAAUGUUGUACUGCCUCGUGUACUGUAGCUGAUAGAGCAAUCUAGUCUGCAUGCUUCACCACUCAGUUACUUGAAGCUUUCUUCUGAACUCCUAUACUCCAGAGAAUGAAGUGUGUGUGUGUGUGAUGCGCAGAUACGAUCCUCAUGCUGAAACACUCCCAGUAACUCUGUUUAAGCGGAUCACAUUCACUGAAGCAUGAACACAGAAAGUCAACCCACCAGUCUGAAUCAGUUGUUUUCCCCAAGCUGAUUUAAAGCAGACUCUUCAGUAAAAAUGCCAAUUGAUCCGAGGACCGGCUUCCUAGCCUUAGUAGGAGAGGAACUGUUUCAGCAUGGGGAUUAUACAACACACACACACACACCACAGCCUUACAGAACACACACUCACGUGUACAGACAUCAGUGUGUCUAAUGCUUUAAAUAUCGCUCUACUUUUUAGUCUUUACUCUGUCCAUAUCCAUUUGAAAGAGAUUAGCAAAAUAAAAUAAAAAGACAAAUGGCUCAUCAAUCACAGUUUUCUCCUGGUUAUAGAGACGUUUCAGCAGCCAUGCGUAUCCUGGGUUGUGGGUUAUUGUUUUUUAUUUUAUUUUAUUUAUUAUAAAAAAAAAUUGUAGAAAUCUGAUUUAUGCUUCCCAAAGAGAGUAAAGUUUUUUUUUUAUUAUUAUUAUUAUUUUAUUUUAUUUUUAAAUUUUUUUAUGUAAUUUGAUUUAUGCUUCCAGAUCUCCAGAUAGUGUAAAGGUUUUUUUAAAAAAAAAAUAUAUAUAUUUGAGCAAGUCUAUUGGCUAUAAUCUGCAAAUAAUUUUAUUUAACAAAUGAGACACAUUUACAGGGCAGAGUUAAGGCUGUGUUCAUUUUCGCUGAGAAUUCAUUUAAAGUGCCAAUAAGCUGUCUUUCUUUUAACUGGUAUUAAAAAAUAGCAUUAAAACACAUACUGUUAUUUUUUUUUUUGUUUGUUUAUUUAUCGGUCUAAGCCAGUCUCUUGUUCCGGUGUAAUUUUCUGAAGUCGAAGCUCCUGCUGUAACUCGUGCUGCACAGAGGACCGUGAACGUUCUCUCAGUACCGACUCUCUGGUCUACUUCUUUACAUAGCAGAGACGAGAGAAAUCUCGCCAUCUUUCCCCUCCCAGACAGGACUGCUAGCAUCUGAAGCCAUCCCAUCAUCAGCACCUCCUUUAUUUUUAGCUAAACACAGUGUUAUUAUUGAUGAGCUUCAGUAGCAGGUGACGCUCUAAACUAGUUUCCUCACUAUAGAUUAAACCCUGCUGUAUAUGUGUAGAAAAAAUUGAAUGGGUUUGUUGUUUUGUUUUACGUAGUUGCACCAUGGAAUAUUGUUCACUCAGCAUUUCUGUACACUGCAAAUUAAUAUGGCGUAUGAUAUUAAAACCUUUUAAGAAAA